Molecule: messenger RNA, 2086 nt
Organism: Alexandromys fortis (reed vole)
Lineage: Eukaryota; Metazoa; Chordata; Mammalia; Rodentia; Cricetidae
Product: cathepsin J-like
Exons: 8
Coding region: 101-1105 (334 amino acids)
Biological process (GO): positive regulation of peptidase activity; immune response; positive regulation of apoptotic signaling pathway
Cellular component (GO): lysosome
Molecular function (GO): cysteine-type endopeptidase activity; cysteine-type endopeptidase activator activity involved in apoptotic process
Source: RefSeq, a predicted model, not a curated record
AAUAAAGCCUGAGUGAGGUGUCCUGGGUCCUCAGAAACCUCUGAGGAGUUGAGUCUGCGGGUGGACUGAAGCAGAAGAAUUAACCACAGGUCUUAGGGACAUGACUCCAGCUAUAUUCCUGACAAUCUUAUGCUUGGGAGUGGCCUCAGCUGCUCCAGCGCUUGAUCUCAGUUUGGAUGAUGAAUGGCAAGAAUGGAAGACGAAAUAUGAAAAAUCAUACAGUAGUCUGGAAGAAGAAGCACAGAAGAGAGCAGUAUGGGAAGAAAAUAUGAAGAUUAUCAAAAUGCAUAAUGGGGAGAAUGGCCUGGGGAAGAACGGCUUCACCAUGGAAAUGAACGCCUUUGGUGACAUGACCCAUAAAGAAUACAGAAAAAUGAUGACUGAUAUUCCAGUUCCAGCUGCCAUGUAUGAGGAAAGUGACCAAGGAGGUCUUAGCGAUUUCCCCAAAUUUAAGGACUGGAGAAGGGAAGGCUAUGUGACUCCUGUACGGAACCAGGGUGACUGCGGUUCUUGCUGGGCUUUUGCUGCAGCUGGUGCCAUAGAAGGACAGAUGUUCUGGAGAACUGGCAACCUGACCCCUCUAAGUGUGCAGAACCUACUGGACUGUUCUAAACCUCAAGGCAAUGAUGGCUGCCAAGAUGGUACUGCAUACAAAGCCUUCCAAUAUGUUCUCCGCAAUAAAGGUCUCGAGGCUGAGGCAACCUAUCCAUACGAGGGAAGAGAUGGACCCUGCAGGUACAAUCCUAAGAAUUCUAAAGCUUAUAUCACAGAACUUGUGACCCUCCCACCACAUGAAAAGUACCUACUGGUGGCUGUAGCGUCUAUAGGACCCGUCUCUGCUGCAAUUGAUGCUUCCCAUGAUUCUUUCAGGUUCUACAGUGGAGGCAUUUAUCACGAGCCAAACUGCAGCAGUUACGUAACGAAUCAUGGAGUUCUGGUGGUUGGCUAUGGAUUUGAGGGAAAUGAAACAGAUGGUAAUAACUACUGGCUGAUCAAGAACAGCUGGGGAGAAAAUUGGGGCAUAAAUGGCUACAUGAAGAUUGCCAAAGAUCGCAACAACCACUGUUCAAUUGCUUCACACGCCAGCUUCCCCAAUAUAUUCUGAACUCCUGGUGGCCGUAAGGGAGGACUUGGCAGAGACAGCAUUCAAUGGAGUGCUUUCCACUUCCCAGUGACCAGCCUUCGCUGAGUGUGUUCAACAGUUGAGUUCCUGAAGAGGUCCAUUGCACUGUGAAUUCUGGGACCUGCUCACUCUAUCUCAAAAGGGCAACUUUGUGCCUGAUGGGUCUUUAUGACACUUGCAGCAACUUGACUUUCACUUUUAAUGGUUAUACAAAUGGUGUCUUUAAAAAUAAUGAAUUCAAAUAUAGUUUCUAGCAUCUCUCUGUUUUGUGAAAUGAUUUCCUUUUUGUGAUCAAACAUGGAAUUUAUCUAGAUGACAACAUUGAGUGUGCUGGUGGCAUUCUAGGAGAAAGAGAAAGUGGCUCUUUUGUGAUGGCCUUUAUUCCAUUUGGGUUAUGGUCUGCUUACAGGGUUUUAUACACUAGCAACCAUUUUCCAAAAGACUUUAUAAACAUUUCUGGAUUUGAUAUUUUUAACCAACAUUAAUUUACCAUUAUGUUCUCUGUGAAGUGUGAUGGCACAAUGUACUGCCCGACUGAAUUGAAUGGAGCUGUGACUCUCCCUUGUCCAGCACCUCAACCCUGUACUAGAUUCCCAGUUACUGUGCCAGAGACAUUAAGGUCACCACGCCUGCACUUACAGGAUUGUGGUUCAGGUGACACUUCCAGAAUCUUCAGUUCUUCAACAUACAAGAGUAACAAGAGAGGUUUUCAAUACAGUCCAUCACAGACAUUGCCCUAUUCUAUUACGAGUUACUGAGCUUAUUGCCUGAUGCACUGACCUUUACCUUAGCCAUGCAAGUAUGGAAAAUAGUGUAUGUAUGUCUGUACAUAUGUAUAUUCACAUAUAUUCAUAUACAACUUUGUAUACAGGUCUCAAACAGUGAGUGCUAUUCUUACCCUAUACCCUAGUGGACAGUGAAACACUGGCCUAUGCAGAUUUAUCCCAGUUUCUCACAGCCAGU